Messenger RNA from Penicillium manginii, 1059 nucleotides. RefSeq lists its product as uncharacterized. The record is from RefSeq and is a predicted model, not a curated record. Bases 1 to 1059 code for a protein of 352 amino acids. Lineage: Eukaryota; Fungi; Ascomycota; Eurotiomycetes; Eurotiales; Aspergillaceae. The transcript has a single exon.
AUGGAUGCAGUCAACCUAUCCGAUUAUUGUAUGGGGUUAGAUGAAACGUUAGGUGCACCACCGAGCUUCGAUGACCUUUUCAAGGAAUUCUGCUGGGAUGAUGAGUUGGAUAAGUUAAACGUAGGCGCCAAAGGAAGUGUCUCCACUCCAACUAUUGGAUAUACGGCCACCAUCGAUCCCUGGGAGACCAUGACUAUUGAUCCCUCGAAGAUCAUGAAAAAUCCCUCGAACACCGUAGAGGAGACAUCAGAGACUCCAUCCAUUCCAUCACCCUUAACCGCAAGGGAGACCUCAGAGACUCCGUCUAUUUCAUCACCACCAACUCCGGAAUUCUCUGUACCUAUGCCUCUCCCUAUGCCUGUGUCUGUGGCUUCGUUCGUGGAUACUUCUCAGUGUCUAGGACCACCUCAAUCAACAUCCGACUUGAACAAGGCAUAUCCUCAAGUUUGCGCCUACAUAUCCAAACUUCAAGCACAACUGAAGACUCUUCAAGAUGAAAAGCUUCAACGAGAACAGGGCUUUCAGCAACAACAAGGCUUUCAGCAACCACAAGAGUCUCAAAUCCCGCAAAGAUUCCAGCAAAAUUGGCCUCAGCAACAAGCCUUCCAACAACGACACGGGCUCCAACAACCACUGGCACAAGGGUUACAGAUACCACAAAGCUUUCAGCAACAACACGGGCUUCGACGACCACUGGCACAAGAGUCUCAAAUACCACGACCGCGAAGCUUCCAGCAAUCAAAUGGGCUUCAGCAACAACGCCAUAAAUUCGUGCAAGAAGACCCAUCCUCCUAUCGGUCAAUCUCUUACAUGCCCUCUCCAAUAAAUGGCCACGUUGGCCCGUCUCAAAUCCUGCAAACACAAGCCCCGGUUGAACCUAAGCCUCAACCCCAGCCCACGUCACAGCCUCCGGCACCAAGAAUUUUCGAAUUCACCAACACAUUUCCUACGGAUUUUGUCGCCAACCCCCAUAACCACGCCCGAUUCUACAUCCGCGAAGAUGGGAGGUCGCUCUAUUUAAAUUCGUCCAAGGAAAGACAGAUCCAGUUCUUUCAAUAA